AUGUUAUCCACCGCUCCCCUCAAUGUGGGACGCCGACGCGUGUUUGGCUCCGUUUUCUCCCCCGCGUCGCUCGAAGCUCGGCCGCCCUUCGCAUCCAGCUUCAAUCACGACCAAACCCCGUUCGCCUCGUUUCAAUCAAAUGGCUCCUCCUCGACUGUAGAGACCGGAUCUCAGGCGACUGCGCUCUCCCCCGGUCAACAAGAACCACCCGCGGACGGAGAAGGGUGGGAUCGAGCGUGGUCUGCGGCAACCGCCUUUUUGUCUGUCCCCAAUCGCGGAUUUGCGCCAAUCUAUGAAUCCAGAGAAACCGAUGGAAGUGAAAUUUUGAAGGAUUGGAACAGACUCAGUCCUCCAUCGAAAGAGACUGGCGAGGCACUUGCGUAUUUGACAGCUGCGGCUCAGAACACGAGGCCAUCACCUGGUGCAACGGAACCGACGGAUCUGUUUAGCUGGUAUGGAGAUGAAAUCCGGAGACACUUCCUAAUGAACCUUCGCGGUGGGCUGUACGAGCUAUUGCGAACCUCCGAGAAUGGAAGUCUUUUACGAACGAUUGUCGACUGCUUACAGCUCGCCCGUCGAAUUUAUUUAGCGCCUAUCGUACACUGGCUACUACCGUUACUACCGACAGCCGACCAAGGGCGAGUGUUGACUCAGUUGCAACGAGGCUUUCACACGGUUGUCUCAUACUCUCUUCCGUGGUCGGAGAUCUCGAAAAUUCUAGCUGAAGAACUUGCACAAGAAUCUCUGGUUAUCUUGGGGAUUGACACCUUAUUCGAAGAAUCAAACUCGGAUGAAAGCAGUCAAGAUGGCAUGGACGUGGAUCGGCAGUACUCCGUCUCGUACGAGGAAUGGAAGCAGGAGACCACAGAAGCUCAAGCACACAUGAUGACGGAGGGCGAGCAAGAAAAUGUCACAAUGGCCCGAGAUCGUCUUCUGGCUUUUCUGAAUGGCUUGCAGCUCGUCGGGCUUGGUGGUGAUAAGGCCCAGAAGGUGUUUGCCGGCGUGAUGAACAUUAUGAUGACUGAGUUUGUCCGCGCAGCGUACACUGGAAAGUGGGAAACGCCAACCACAGCUACUCAACACCUGCGGCACUGGAUUGAAAACGUCUUUGCGCGACUCGCCGUACAGGUUCUGGCUAUCAUUCAUACACCGUCCCUAGGAAACCAAGCAUCCGGUGCUCUGGAUGUGAGCUUUGGAGAUGUGGAAAAAUGGCAAGAAAUGGGUAUUGCUCGUCUGGGAGCUCUGCGGACCAGUGAGCUCUUCGACGUCAUUGUCGAGUGGCCUGCGAGCAGUGGCGCUGUUGAGGAUCUCCGGCACUUUACGACCCAUCCGGCGGCACGAGCCUAUGUCACGCAGUCAUUCAUUGCAAUUCUCAAUCAGCGGCUACUGCACCCUGGUGCCUCAACUGUUGAGAUCUUGCAGUUGUAUAUUUCAAUUAUCCGGGCCUUCCACCUUUUGGAUCCCAAGGGGGUCCUUUUGGAUCGCAUUGCUCGACCGAUUCGGCGAUAUCUGAGAGACCGCGAUGACACCGUGAAGGUGAUCGUCAGCGGUUUGCUUGCUGAGCCACACGCUGCGGAUAAACAGGCCCUGCCUUCUAGUGGUGAUACCUUGGUAGAACUAUCGACGGAGUUGGCCAAGGCACACCAACUCUCUUUGCAGAGCAAUACCAGCGAGCUGGACUGGGACGAUAUGAACUGGGUGCCAGACCCGGUCGACGCCGCACCCGACUAUCGAAAGUCGAAGAGCUCCGACGUCAUCGACAGUCUUAUCAGCCUGUUCGAGUCCAAAGAAACCUUCGUUAAAGAACUGCAGGCCCUCCUUGGCGACCGUCUCUUGCAAAAGCGCGAAGAUUUCGACCAGGAAAUGUCGGUUCUGGAGCUUCUCAAGGUCCGAUUCGGCGAUUCGGCCUUGCAAGCAUGCGAAGUCAUGCUCAAGGAUAUUUCCGACUCCCGACGCGUCGAUUCCAGCGUCCGCAAAGACCAAGGCCUAUCCAAGCCGCCGGCACGCAUGCACUCCAAACGCCCAGCCCAAGUCCAAAUCCCCCAGCUACACGCAAAGAUCCUCUCUCGCUUCUUCUGGCCAGAAAUCCAAGACCAAGAAUUCAAGGUCCCGGACGAGAUCGCAUACCUACAACACCGCUAUUCCACAGGCUUCGAGAGUCUCAAAAGUUCACGCAAACUUACCUGGCGCAAUGGCCUCGGCCAAGUAACCGUCGAACUGGAGCUAGGCGACCGCUCCUUCAUAGACGAAGUCUCAACCUGGCAAGCCACGGUCAUCUACGCUUUCCAGUCUGACCAGGAUGAUGCCACAAAGACAAUCUCAGACCUGGCAUCCGAACUCAACAUGGCCGCUGUCCUCGUCCGCAGUGCCUGUCUCUUCUGGGUCAGCAAGCGUAUCCUCACCGAAGUACACCGUGACACCUUCCGCGUACUCGAGUAUCUCCCAACAGAAGACGAACAACAAGGUGGAGCCGAAGCCGGUUCAGGCGUCGAAGGACCCGGCAGUCCAUCCGCGGAUACAGCCAAUGCCGCCGCCGCUGCCGAAGCAGCAGCAGCAGAGGCCGCGAAGGAAACCGCCGAGGCGGCAGCCAUGGAGAAGAUGAAUCUAUACUGGCAGUUUAUCGUGGGCAUGCUCACCAACCAGGGCGCCAUGCCUCUGCAGCGCAUUGUCAUGAUGUUGAAGAUUGUUGUUCCUGGUGGGUUUCCGUUUAGCAACGAGGAGCUGCGCGAGUUCUUGGCUGGGAUGGUGUCGAAGAGGAAGCUGGAGAUUGUGAGUGGGGGCAAUUAUAAGCUUGUGCAUUAG
Messenger RNA from Penicillium cinerascens, 2802 nucleotides. Its product is annotated as anaphase promoting complex subunit 2. The record is from RefSeq and is a predicted model, not a curated record. Gene Ontology annotation, biological process: ubiquitin-dependent protein catabolic process. Bases 1 to 2802 code for a protein of 933 amino acids. Gene Ontology annotation, molecular function: ubiquitin protein ligase binding. The transcript is spliced from 2 exons. Gene Ontology annotation, cellular component: anaphase-promoting complex. NCBI's taxonomy places the organism in Eukaryota, Fungi, Ascomycota, Eurotiomycetes, Eurotiales, Aspergillaceae.